CCCUUGCCCCUCCACAGCAUCAGCGUUCAUCGCUUUUCUUCUUCCCCUCUUGAUUUCUUUCUGUCGUGUUGUCUGCUUCAAUGGCGGAUACUGGCUCAACUUCUUCGAGGAGAAUGUGGUGUUCAGUGCCUGAACGAGUCCAGCUGCACUUGGCCAUGUUGGCCUUGCAGUUUGGCUAUGCCGGAUUUCAUGUAGUCUCCAGAGCUGCCCUCAACAUGGGCAUAAGCAAACUCGUGUUUCCAGUUUAUAGGAACAUUAUCGCUUUGCUUCUGCUAGCCCCCUUUGCUUAUUUUUUAGAGAAGAAGGAGCGACCAGCACUCACUCUUUCUUUUGUCGUCCAGUUCUUCCUCCUCGCACUAGUUGGAAUAACAGCAAACCAAGGAUUCUACUUGUUGGGUUUGGACAAUACGUCACCCACCUUUGCAUCAGCGAUACAAAACUCCGUCCCUGCCAUUACCUUUCUCAUGGCAGCCGUACUUCGCAUAGAGCAAGUGCGAUUGAAUAGAAAGGACGGUCUUGCCAAGGUGCUCGGAACCAUCCUCUGUGUUGCUGGAGCUUCGGUUAUUACUUUAUAUAAGGGUCCGACCAUAUACAGCCCAUCUACACGGCCAGACAACACACCCCCACUGUUUCUUUCACUAGGAGAUGCAAAGGGCAAAAACUGGACUCUUGGCUGCGUCUAUCUCAUUGGCCAUUGCUUGUCUUGGUCCGCUUGGCUCGUCUUGCAGGCCCCAGUUUUGAAGAAGUACCCGGCUCGCCUCUCUGUUACCUCUUAUACCUGCUUCUUUGGCCUUAUUCAGUUUUUGAUUAUAGCUCUUGUUAUUGAGAGAAACUCUCAAGCAUGGCUUAUUCACUCUGGCGCAGAACUCUUCAGCGUCUUCUAUGCGGGAGUGGUGGCAUCAGGGAUCGCAUUCGCUGUGCAGAUAUGGUGCAUUGACAGGGGUGGCCCGGUGUUCGUGGCGGUGUACCAACCUGUUCAGACUCUGGUUGUCGCCAUUAUGGCUUCCGUGGCUUUAGGCGAAGAGUUCUAUUUGGGAGGGAUCAUUGGAGCAGUGUUGAUUAUAUCAGGACUCUACUUCGUGCUCUGGGGCAAAAGCGAAGAGAAGAAGUUUGCCGCCAAGGAGAAGGUCGCGAUCCCCUCCACAGCGGAGCACGGAAACGUCAGGACAUCAAGCCACAUCAAGUCCUCCCUUACUCAGCCACUUCUCCCUCCGUCAACCGAGAGUGUUUGACCAGCAAACCCUAACCCUUUUGACUACAGUGCUUUGGUUGGACAACACCCUACUACUUUAUUUAUAUCGGAAAAGCUUGUGUGUACGAAAUCCUUUUGCUUUUCUUCUUCUUCUUCCUUUUUUCUGCUUUGCUUUUUCUUUUCUUUCUUUUUCCAAGAGAGUUUGAGGGGAUUGAAUAUGAUGGUGAUAGUUACCUCUUGAUAUGCGCGCCUUGGGCUCUAGAGAUCCCAUAUGCUUUAUGUGUUAAUCAAUGGUUUGAUUUUCUAAAGGAAAAAGAAUUGCACCUUGUGAAGCUAAUGCUGAAGAUCAUUAUCAUUGUGGCAUGGGAAUGAAGGACCCGCACAACAGUUUCUCUUUC
This is a messenger RNA of Vitis riparia (riverbank grape), 1590 nucleotides long. RefSeq names its product protein WALLS ARE THIN 1. Gene Ontology annotation, cellular component: plasma membrane. Gene Ontology annotation, molecular function: transmembrane transporter activity. Bases 81 to 1232 code for a protein of 383 amino acids. The record is from RefSeq and is a predicted model, not a curated record. The transcript has 6 exons. NCBI's taxonomy places the organism in Eukaryota, Viridiplantae, Streptophyta, Magnoliopsida, Vitales, Vitaceae.